Adineta steineri is the source of this 1860-nucleotide messenger RNA. NCBI's taxonomy places the organism in Eukaryota, Metazoa, Rotifera, Eurotatoria, Adinetida, Adinetidae. The record is from the annotation of a GenBank genome assembly.
AUGAAUGGUGGUCUAUAUAGUUAUGACCCGUCUAUUGAAUACUAUACUGAGAAUGCUCCCGUAUAUCGCAAUAACUACUCAUCUACAUUUACACAACAUACAACAAAUAAUUAUCUACGUCAUUCUUAUUCACCAUGUACCACCCAUGAAGAUAUUCAUUUACAAAAUAAAAAACAAGCAGAUACAGUCAAUCAACGACAUGUAAAUUUGAUCAAUCUUCAACAACAACAACGACGACGACAAUCAUAUUUUGACAAACAUAAUAUUUAUAAUGAUAUUUCACCAUCAACAGCAUACUAUGAUCGUAUUCAUGCACAAACUCGUUCGAAUACUACUAUAUAUCCACAGCCGAAACCAUCUGCUUCUUCACUAAAAAUUAAACAAUCAAAAGAAACAUUACCUUUAACAAUAAAUCUUCAAAUAGAACCAAAUUCCAUCAUCGUAUCAACAAAUAAUUCAUUUCAACCCAUCGUAAAACAUCAGCCUUCAAUGCAUAAACCAAUUGCUGAUCAUACUGCUUCUCUAGUGAAACCAUUAAGUGAUAAUAAUGAUCCACCACUUGAUUAUCCUAAUUAUACAAUGGAUACACUUAUUCAACGAUUAGUGCCUAGUGAUAUUUAUAAACCAAAGGAUUCAUUUAUUUAUCCACUGCUUAUGUGUUCAAGAAUACAUAUGCGACCGAGUUUAUUAUUAAAUAAAUUAGCUCAUUUAACAAUAAAUUCAAUAACAAAUUUAACUUAUGAUCGAGGUGUUCGAACAAUGAAAAAUUUUCUUUCUAUUUUAUCACAAUGGACUCAAACAUUUCCAUAUGAUUUUCGUAAUACAGAAAUGAUGUCACAAUUCGAAGAACUUUUACGAAAAAUAAAUUCAUAUACAUCAACUCUUCAAAAUAAUACGAAGCAUAUUGAUGAAAAACUUCGUUCAAAAUUAAAAGCAUUAGCAAAAUAUGAAGAAUAUAUUCGACAAUUAGAUAAAAAAGCAGCACAUUGUCCUACACAAACGGGAUUAUAUACUGAUAUAAUCAAUGAAUGUCCAACAUCGAUAUUAUUAGCUCAACAAUUAGCUCAUAUUGAACUGGAUAGAUUAAAACCAAUUGGUGCUGAAGAAUUAAUACAAUAUUUUAUUGCGAAAUCAGCUUCAGAAGAAGCACGAGCACAUCCCAGUAGAACUCAUCAUAAUCAAACAACAACAACAUCAACCAAUACGAAAUCUUUAGAUAUUAUUCAUGAUAGAAAAUUAACAACUACUUUUGAAACUUAUAUACAAUGGUCUAAUCGCUUGACGUUUUUUGUUACAACAGAAAUUGUUAAACAUACACAAAAACGUUUAAGAAUACAACUUAUUAAUUAUUUUAUUGAUGUUGCUCAUGAAUGUUUACGUUUACAUAAUUUUAAUUCAAUGUUUGGAAUAAUCGGUGGUUUAAAUAUGCAGCCAGUCAAACGAUUAAGAAAAACGUGGGAAAAAAUUCCACGAGAUAGAUUUGAAGAACUUGAACAAUAUAUAAAUGCAACGAAAAAUUUUACUCAUUAUCGUCGUGCACUUGAAACAGCUAUGGAUGAAGCGAAAAGACAUGAAUGGAAAAUAGAUAAUAUAGUUAUACCAUUUACUAGUCUUAUUUUACAAGAUGUUUAUUAUAUAAAAACACAUAGUAAAGAUUAUACAUCCGAAGGUGGUAUUAAUUUACAGUGUUCAUUUAAACGAGAUGAUGCGAUUAUUAAUUAUAUAGUAACAACUCCAACAUUUAGUGAAGACGCUUUGAUGCUUGCUUCAUUUGAAUGUGAACCAGCCAUAACAUCAAAUGAAAAAGAGAAAUUAAGUCUACUUCAAAAAUCAGUCAAUACAUCAUCGUCAAAAUUUUAA